Scomber scombrus (Atlantic mackerel) is the source of this 561-nucleotide messenger RNA. Its product is annotated as stathmin-4-like. The transcript has 5 exons. Gene Ontology annotation, biological process: neuron projection development; regulation of microtubule polymerization or depolymerization; microtubule depolymerization. Gene Ontology annotation, cellular component: neuron projection; cytoplasm. The annotation marks the transcript as partial. The record is from RefSeq and is a predicted model, not a curated record. NCBI's taxonomy places the organism in Eukaryota, Metazoa, Chordata, Actinopteri, Scombriformes, Scombridae. Gene Ontology annotation, molecular function: tubulin binding.
AGACUCUACCUCACCACAGUGUCUUUGCAAGAAAACUACAGCAGCAGCAAAAUGACUCUAGCAGCUUACAGGGAAAAGAUGCGAGAGCUCCCCCUGGUGUCUCUCUUCUGCUCCUGCAUCCUCCCCAAACCCCUAGAGACCAGCUCCAACAAGAAGGAAGGCGUGGUGGACUUGAACCUGUGUAACAUCCGGGACAUGGAGGUGAUCGAGCUGAGCAAGCGGACGAGCGGUCAGGCCUUCGAGGUCAUCCUGAAGCCUCCGACCUUCGACGGCGGACCCGAGCUGACGACGCCGCCUCGCCAGAAACCUUCACUGGAGGAGAUCCAGAAGAAGCUGGACGCUGCUCAGGAGAGGAGGAAGUGUCACGAAGCAGAGAUGCUGAAGCACUUGGCGGAGAGGAGGGAGCACGAGCGUGAAGUGGCUCAGAAAGCUCAGACCAAAGAGCGUCAGGAGCACCGCGCCGACGCCGACAAGGAGCAGCGACAGAUGCACCUGAACGCCUCACAGGAGCGGCUGCAGGAGGAGGAUAAGCACAGUGUGGAGGUGAGGAUGAGCUGCAGG